GAAGGAGGGCAAUGGAGAACAUAUUAUCUUCUCCAGCUCCAGCUGAUGUGAGUGCAGUUGAAUCACUUUUGUCUGUUGGCUUUAGCGUCAGUCGACCUCUUUAGUUUCGUUGGCCACCAUGGCCAGUGGCAGUGGCCCGAUGGAGUUGAUGCUUUGCGGCAGUGUCGAGCACAAAGUUCAAAAUGGUUGGAGAUCAGCGAAGAAACAGUAAUAAGCAAGCAGCUGAAACCUUGUCUGAACAAGAGUCACUGGACUUCGUGAACGAAACUCUCUACUAAUCACCUACUUCGUGCUCCCCAAAUCACUACAUGUAGCAGGAGAUUUGUUCCGUUUAUGGAGUUUGCCCACGUUUCUGGCAGAAUGCGUAUGUGUUGUGCAUGUGGGGAUCUGACGUGUCGUCAUUCCACUGCAACUCGGCACCAACCAAAACACCUUUCACAAGUCAGGACACGACGUUUCCGGGAAGCUUUCCGGUGCUCCCUCGUGUGGUAUUCGUGGACGGCGAUUUUCCAGGUGGUUCUAUUCUGCUGUAUCGUGGUCCAUGGAGGCAGACACAGACGCAUCGCUGGUACUCCAAGCAGCGCCGCAACCCUCUGGUCGGAAACUGUGCUGCAAACGCCUCAUGGCAAUCUGCUGCACCUCCCGUUUCGCACCUACAGUGAGGGAGUUGUGCGUGUUUCUCACUACGGCCAUUACAUGAGAGCGUGCGCGGAUGGAUUUGAUGACUACACACGCUUGAUCACUUGCAGACAGCUUGGUUAUGAACGAGUGGAGGACACUCCAACUCGACAAGGCAGCAGCGGGGAUGGUGGCAGUGUGGAUGCUCACGGACGCGACAAAUCAAUACACUUACUGAACUACAACAGUGCUACACGCAAGUACAUCGGUGCCAACGUUACUUGCACAGCCGGAGAAGGCUGUGGUGACUACAGAGCUAUCUCCACAUGUCAAACCGAACACGCUCCGUAUCUCAAGUGUUCCUCGCCGGUUGCCAAAGAGGGUACGUUUCGCCUAGUUGGUGGGCACGGGCGUAACGAAGGCCGACUGGAAGUAUCCGAGAACGGAAUGUGGUCGGCCAUCUGCUGGGAUCACAUCUACACGAACCACACGCUGGAUCUGGUCUGCCGGGAGAUGGGAUUCGCUGGCCUGCGAUUGGCGGGCAGAGCGAAUGGACCGUCGGUGAAUGGUGCUCCCAUGCCCAGCUCUCGGGCAAUACACUACUGUCAGGAUCAACAUGAGAACAUUAGCUCGUGUCCCGUGGUGCAACACAAAUCAGCAUGCGUGCUUCACAAAUGGUGGAUUCAUUUAGAGUGUGCGCAGCAGCCCAGCGAUGUGGUGUCAAUGGACGUGUCCAAUGUCUCCGAUUUCUUCAUACUGCGCAAAAGAGCCCUCACUGGUCGUAAGCUCCGCUUUGAGGAGGUACGUUUGAUAGGUUCUGUGCCAACGGAGGGUCGGGUGGAGUUGCGCGUCAACGGUCAGUGGACCUUGCUGUGCAACUACGGUUGGAAUCUUCAUGCAGCUAACCUGGUGUGCAAGCAUCUGGGAUUUGGCCAUGGUGCCACACGCAUCACUGGAGUAGAUGUUAGUCAGUUUGCCCCAGAGCCAGUCUACGAGGGGAUUGUCUGUCCGCUAGGAGCGAGGGCACUGAGUGAGUGUGAGAUUCCACAGACCAACGGCAAGUGCCAUAUGCAAUCUGCGCGCGAUGUAGCCGCCACGGUCGUCUGCAACGCCACUGGGCCGAGAAAUCUAACGCUGUCUGGCGUAACGGAAGGUUUUCCCAUGGAGUCGGGUGUUCGUGGACCGGCUCUGUGCAUGCUGAACUUCAGAGUGUUUCACGCCACGCUGAUCUGCAGGACACUGGGAUUUCACGGCGGCCAUGUCGAACACCGGGUAGCCAGCACUGCCCUCUUGCUGACAAGAAAUGCCUCAUCACAAUCCACAGUGAAGGCCAUUGUGUCCUGCAAGAACACGGCAUCCACUAUAUCCGACUGCAUGAUGGCCACACUUCCCGCGGCCGAAUGCCACGAGUAUCCGUACAUCUUCUGCAAUCGGCAAACAGACAAGAAACCCUCUGGCAGCGUGCAGUUGCUCGACGAACGGGAAGUGCGUCCGGGCGUAUUCCGCGGCAGACUGGGGCUAACGGUGGACGGUGUCAGCGGCACUGUGUGUGGCAGUGUGGCUUGCAGUGGCCACCAGCCCUGGUCUCAGCAGAAUAGCGACGUCGCCUGCCAUCAUCUCGGCUUUCGGGCCGGAGCCGUGGCCUGGAGACUGGCUUCAAGCGCAGUAUCGGGGAGCUACGGCGAGCUGCGUGUGUUUCGCAACAUCAGUUGCCAUGGCAAAGAGAGGAGUCUGUUGCAGUGUGAAUUCUCACCCUGGGCACCGCAGCCCCAGCACAACCAUAGCCAGGAUGUCAUACUCGACUGUGCACAUAACCAAGUUGUGUUGGCCUCAGAUAGCUCUCUGAGAAGCCUGCUGAUGAUCGGCAUUCCGUGCACGGUCUCCGCAGUCGGUAUCACUCUACUUGUAGUGAACUUCUUGUCCAAGCAUAUCGGUAAAAGCGUCAGUGACAGUGUAUUGCCAGUGCCACACAGCCACACACCACGGCAGAGUUUUCAGAGUGGCGAGAUUACUGUUCCCAACAAACACGGAAGUGCUGACUCGUUUGCAGCUCGCUCCGCCAUCACCACAGCAGAGGGCUGUACGAGCAGAAUGUCGUUGACGUGUGCCAUUCCUCCGGGCAGCCCGCGCCCGUCUCGCAACUCCAUAGCACCACCCCUGCAGCAACCACCACACUGGUCACGCAUGGACGAGCAUCGCCAGCAGAACUACCGAAGCAAACCCCGCAGGGUCAGCCAGGGAUGUGCCGCCCAGUCGUCCAAUGAGAGCAUCACACCCUAUUGUUCGUCUAGCGGAUCUUUACCGGUCUGCUUGAUACGCAAUCUUGCUCCAGGCUCGCCCCGAGGAGCGACGACCGGUCUUGCUCAAAUGCUCGAACAGCAACAUCGGCGAUCUUCCUUCGACUUGACGGAGGAAGAAAAUGAACCACAGUCGACGAGACAAAGUGACAAAGCAAUGCACAUGCCGGCGGGGAAUAAGGGUCCCGGCGCCACGAACGCCUACGAGGAGAUCAGUCCCAGGAGUUUGAAGAUGGCAGCGGGUACGUGUGAGAGGCCAGUAAGUCGUGUCAACGGCAGUAUUGAAGAAUUGGAUACCAUUAGCCUUCAGUCAUACUCCUGCCCAGACUUCGGGGACUACAAACAGUCCCGUGAGGAAGCAGAACAGCAGCAUGCUAGCCAGUUGAACCAGCACCACACCUCCUCUCCUGGCCUACUGCAGCGCAGACAGCGAAGAAGAAGAAGCACAGGUUUCAAACACCUGAGCGUACGCAUACCGCAGAGCUGCUCCCUGCUUCGUGAUCACGGCAGACAGCUGCGCAUUGAGCGCGCCGAGUCGCUGAGCAAAGACUCCGGUAUUUGUGCCGUGAAUUCUCGACCGGACUGCAGUGAGCUUGCUACGUGCGAGCGAGAGUUUCCCGCGCCUCCACCAGUGCCAUCUGGAGCCAUUCACGCCAAUCUCAUCACAACCGGCAAAAGAAACAGUGGUGCUACUGCUGCUCCUGAUGGUGGUGGUGGUGGUGGUGGUGGUGGUAGCAGUGAUGUGGUAGCUGCUGGCAAUCAAGGAGCUCGUUUCACCACUCGCAAGCGCUUGAAUUGGUUGCCCAGCGACACGACGAUCAGCAUUACACGCUUGAGCAGCGACGAUUCUGUGUGUGCACCGCUAGAUCUGGUGAAGCGGCCGGGCCCUUCGCCACGGACUCACUCCGCAGCUGCUCGAUCACCACGGACCCAUCCCUCCGCUACCGCUGCCACCACCGCCAACUGCCGCCAGUCGCGUCGCGAAACACGCCUCUUCAAUUUCAGCUGUGUGUGCGAUGCGUAUGACAGCUUGGUCAUGACGCCGGCUGGUUACGACUUGCCCGCGGACUGCAUGGACCUACCAGACAUCUACACCACAUCUCCACCAUAUACACUCUGCUCCAACAACCUAAGCAGGCACUCACAGCCUGCCAUCGGCUCUCGUAACGACGCCAUGGAGCGGCUCGCAUGCUGCUCGGGAGCGGACGUUCUGCAGCCCGGCGUGAUGUUCGACACGCCGAUGUCGUUCGUGAACCCAGCAUGUGGCACGCUACCCACCAACCCACUGAGUGGUUCUGAAUGCAGCAUCGCCGAUGACAUCAUGACCCAGCGCUAUCAGAAUAUACCAGCAACGAAACGACACGCAGCCAGCAGUGGGGAUUUGCGCGGGACAUCGUUUACAGAACCCAUCCUGGAUAGCCUCUUUGCACCCAUCACGCUGCCGACGAAUGACUUUACAGGUGCGUUUGAUUCGCCGAGGAGCCUUCCUGCGUACACUCCAGCAACCAUGGUUCCACUGUCUAGUUUAGGCUUGCCGUCAUCACAUCCCCUACUGCUAGCAAGGACGGAGCAUGGUUAUAAUAACUCCCCCGCGCAACAGACUCCCCCGAGCUUCAAAAGCCUGGGAGCGCACGUCCAUGAGCAUGAGAGGGGUGACGGCAUGCACUCUCUAGUGGCCUUCCCGCCAUCCAUGGCCCCUUCCGUGCUUUCAGAACAGGUGUUCGGCAUUACCAUGAAAGACAGUGCAGUGGCGAGUAGCAAGCAGAAAUACUCCGAGAAGACGUGGUCAGACGAGCGGAUUGCGCCCGCGUUCACGGAAGACGUCGAGCGCUUCACACUGUACACUCUUCAAUCUUCCGCUCAUCGGUGUGGUCUCAUGGAGUGCCAGGACAACUUCGUUGAAAUCUGAUACAUCGUCAUUCGUAACAGUGACGAUAUUAUUGGUGACAGUUAUGAUGUCAUUUGUAACGGUGAUGCAUGAUAUCGAUGGUGUCAUUUGUACCAGUGACGAUGUCAUUUGUAACAGUGAUGAUGUCAUUGGUGACAGUGACGAUGUCAUUGGUGACAGUGAUGAUGUCAUUUGUAACAGUGACGAUGUCAUUGGUGGCAGUGAUGGUUUCAUGGGAACUCUCAAGUCUAUCUGUUGUUCUGGAGCCAGUUCUGCUUUCAACGAGUUUGCCUGUAAGCCGGCAUGCCGAAUAUGGUGAGAGUAAUAACGUGAACGCAUCGCUUCAGCGCUUCCAGCAAAGCACAGUGACAAUGCGCCUUUCGUGGCAGCCUCGCCAUGUUGUGAAACGUCCGCUGCUGUCUGCCAGGGCAUAUGCCUCUGUACAGCAUGGGCAUUUCUAUCUUCGACUUCUUUUCUCACUUAUGUUGAUCAGUUUACGGCACACUGUAUAACCAACCCUCUAUGCCAAGGCUGAACAAAUAUUCCUUUUUUAUAUUGAGCCUAUUUAUAUUAUGUAUCCAGACACUCCACUCACUCUUUGCUAUGCCCAACAUUGUAUAUCACCUGAGCACUCUUUGCUAUGCCCCAUAUCGCCUGAGCACUCUUUGCUAUGCCCCAUAUCGCCUGAGCACUCUUUGCUAUGCCCCAUUUCACCUGAGCACUCUUUGCUAUGCCCUAUAUCGCCUGAGCACUCUAACCAUGCCGAAUAUAAUCCUAGGGCUGGUACAGCUCCAGGAUUGAAUUAGUCCUUAUUUUUACCCCUACCUUUCAACCAUGCCUAGCUUGGCUUAGCUGUUUUAAACCCGACCUUGAACCAUUACCCGACUUGACCGUAUCCGAUGUAACCCGACCUUUUGACUUUACCCGAUUUUACCCGACCUUUGACCGCGGCCAUUUUGACCCUACUUUUCACCAUGCUUUAUUUGUUAUUUUAAUGCUUUAUUUAACCUAACCCUCGGUCCUACCCAUUUUAACCCCGGCCACUCUGCCACGGAUUCUGCAAUGCACAAUUCAGAAUUCCGUACGAUUAGGCGUCUCAGAGAAAGAAGCUUCAAACAAGCAAAAACUAAAACAGUUUUUUUGAUGGGAUGCUACUGCACUGGGAUGGAAAUUUAAUUUUUUUAAUAAUAAUAAUUGUGUACAGUACAUUCAGGUUCAGAAACGUUUUUCUUGC
Messenger RNA from Sycon ciliatum, 6037 nucleotides. RefSeq lists its product as uncharacterized. The transcript is spliced from 13 exons. Gene Ontology annotation, cellular component: membrane. NCBI's taxonomy places the organism in Eukaryota, Metazoa, Porifera, Calcarea, Leucosolenida, Sycettidae. Bases 334 to 4824 code for a protein of 1496 amino acids. The record is from RefSeq and is a predicted model, not a curated record.